Molecule: messenger RNA, 2268 nt
Organism: Trypanosoma cruzi
Lineage: Eukaryota; Euglenozoa; Kinetoplastea; Trypanosomatida; Trypanosomatidae
Product: trans-sialidase, putative
Exons: 1
Coding region: 1-2268 (755 amino acids)
Biological process (GO): ganglioside catabolic process; oligosaccharide catabolic process
Cellular component (GO): membrane; cytoplasm; intracellular membrane-bounded organelle
Molecular function (GO): exo-alpha-sialidase activity
Source: RefSeq, a predicted model, not a curated record
AUGCUCUCACGUGUUGCUGCAGUGAAGGCACCCCGCACAGACAACCGUCGCCGCGUGACCGGAUCCCGCGGAAAGAGAAAGGGAGGAAGAGAGAGUGAGCAACAGAGGCCCAACAUGUCCCGGCGUGUGUUUACUUCCGCGGUGCUGCUUCUCCUUGUCGUUAUGAUGUGCUGCGGCACCUAUGGAGCUGUGGCUGCUGGAGGGAAUAAUGGGAAGAGUGAUUUGAGGAAUAUUCAUAAGCUGCAGGGAGUCGAUCUAUUUGUGCCGCAGAUGACGCUGGUGCUGCCGAAAGAUGGGACUGUUCCAGUUACGACGAGGGAUUCAUUUGCUACACCCUCUCUCGUCAGUGCUGGUGGAGUAAUUGCUGCUUUUGCCGAAGGUCACGUGAAGGCCCAAAAUACCGCUGAUGCCCAAUUAGAUGGGUCUUCUCCUGAUGUUGUUGCAGGGUACAUUGACUCUGCGUGGGGUUGGUCUACUCUUGUUGGCAAGGUCAAUCAAAGUACAUGGAGGGCACACACCGUGCUUGGUACAACGGAUGGAGCGGAUAAUCGUGUGGAGUUUUUUUACAGCCCCACAACCACCACAAAGGGUAAUAAGGUGUUUCUUCUUACGGGAAGCUCUCUUUGGUCCAAGUUAAGCGGAAGAUUUUAUUGGGACAGAUUGGCCCUCAAACUGGUUGUGGGUACUGUCACGAAUUCUACGGGCGGCAAGCCGAGUAAACGGAUUGUGUGGGGUGCGCCCAAAUUGCUGUUAAGCGUUAACAUUUCCGCUGCUUCUUACGAAAGUAAAUUUGAAAGCUUUUCUCCUUCUGGUGGCUCAGGUGUUCUGAUGGAGGAUGGCGCGCUCGUGUUUCCCGUGUUUGCGUUUGAUGAAGAAAAUGACGGUUUCUCCAUGAUCAUUUACUCGACGGACAACGGCGCAAACUGGAUGCUUUCGAAUGGAACGUCACCUGCGAAAUGCGAGACUCCCCGCGUCACCGAAUGGAAGGGAUCACUUCUCAUGAUUGUUGAUUGCGAGAACGACCAGAAGGUGUACGAGUCGCGUGACGUGGGUGCAACGUGGACGGAGGCCAUCGGGACACUCCCGGGCGUGUGGACCAAGUCAAAAUCGAAAGUCAUUGUGGAUCGGAGCUUUUAUGUGGAAGCCCUCAUCACCGCGACCAUUGAGGGCAGGAAGGUCAUGCUGUACACUCAGCGAGGGUACGCCUCGGGGAAUGAAACGGAAAGAGCGCUCUAUCUUUGGGUCACGGACAGCAUCCGCUCUUUUUGUGUUGGACCGGUUGCCGUGAGGGAUCGUAAGAAUUGGUUGUUUACCAGCAACCUGCUGUACUCGGAUGGCAAUUUGCAUCUUUUACAUCAGAGGGAAAAAGAUGAAGGCAGUGCCUUGUCGCUUUCUCGUCUGACGGAGGAGCUGAGUACGAUCAAUUCUGUCCUCAGUACUUGGUCGCAAAAGGACGCCUUCUUCUCCAACUUGACCAUACCCACGGCGGGCCUGGUGGCAGUAUUGUCCAACGCAUUGUCCGGUGAUGACACGUGGAUCGACGAGUACCUUUGCUUGAAUGCGACGGUGACGCCUAAUGCAAAGAAGGUCAGAUAUGGAUUUCAACUGACGGAGCCCGACUCCAGGGUAAUGUGGCCUGUGAACACUCGGGGUGAUAAUGUGCGCCAUGUAUCCUUGAGCCACAACUUCACACUUGUGGCUUCGGUGACCAUCGAAGAGACUCCGAGUGGGAACACUCCUCUACUGACCGCGACGUUGGCGGACACCAAUUCCAAUCAUACCGUGGGACUGUCGUAUACGGCGGAUAGGACGUGGGGGACGGGGCUCAAAGGAAAGAAAACAACACAGAGCGGCAGUUGGGAGCCGAAGAAGGGAUACCAAGUGGCACUCAUGCUGCAAGGCAAAAAGGCCUCUGUGUACAUUGAUGGUAAGUUGCAGAGGCAGGAAGAGGUGCCGUUAACGGGUGAGAGGCAACUUGAGCUUGUACGCUUUUGCUUUGGCGCGUGCGGUGAGGAUGCCGGCCAGAAAACUAAGGUGACGGUGAAAAACGUCUUUCUGUACAACCACCCACUGAAUUCCACUGAGAUAAAUGCACUCAAGGACAAGGCCCACACUUUGAAUGGCCCGGGGGGAGCACUGGCGGGGUGGGCAGCUCUGGAGGGAGCUGCCGCCAGAGAACAUGCGGCUGUGGUGGGCUUGACAUCUGCUGGGAGCGGACUGCUGCCGCUGCUUCUUCUGCUGGUACUGUGGGUAUUUGCGGCUGCGUGA